GGCGCUCCUCAUCACAUAACCUGCAUGCUCAUCAGGUCGGCCGGCAGUCUGAGAGCCGUGUGCAGCUGAAGAUGCCCUCCUCUGCGUGGCUGUGGGCGGCUUCUGUGGUCGCACUGACCGGUUUCUGCGCUGCUGCAUAUGAACGAACCGAGAGGAACUGCUCUCUGACUCCACCGUAUCUCCCCAGCACAGCAGUAAAUACUUCUAUCCAGCUGCAGGAGCUGCGAGCCCAAAUGCUGCCCCUGAACGUCUCUGCCUACAUCAUUCCUGGCACUGAUGCUCACCUGAGUGAAUACAUCGCCCCACGUGACGCCAGGAUGGCCUUUAUGACUGGUUUUACAGGCUCUGCAGGCACUGCUGUUGUCACUCAGACCAAGGCGGCUCUGUGGACAGACAGCCGCUACUGGGUCCAAGCUGAGAGACAGAUGGACUGCAACUGGGAGCUGCAGAAAGAUGUUUCCAUCAUCAGUGUGGCGGAGUGGCUCAUCUCAGAGGUACCAGCAGGAGGCAACAUCGGUUUUGAUCCCUUCCUCUUCUCCCUCAAGACUCAAGAGAACUACGCCAUGAGUCUGGAGUCCAGCAAUCGAAUCCUAAAGUCCAUUCCUGUCAACCUGGUUGACCAGGUGUGGAAAGACAGACCUCAAAUCCCAGCAGAGAGUCUCACCCGUCUGCCUGAUAGGGUCAUACAAAGGACGUGGCAGGAUAAGGUGGAGCAGAUACGGAGUCUGAUGACGACAAAUCCAUACCAACCCACAGCUCUUCUGCUCUCAGCUCUGGAUGAAACAGCAUGGCUCUUUAAUUUACGUGGAAACGACAUUCCCUACAAUCCUUUCUUCUACUCCUACACACUUCUAACUUUAGAUGAGAUCUGGCUGUUCGUCCACACAAACAGAGUGACUGAGGAGCUGAAGGCCUAUCUCAGUGCGUCCUGCACCGGUUCCCUCUGCGUGCAGCUGAAAAGUUACGACUCUGUUCGUGAAAAUCUGAUGACCUACGUCGCUCAGUCUGACGUUAAAGUGUGGAUUGGUACAGAAUACACAAACUAUGCUCUUUAUGAGCUCAUAACACCUCAGGACAAACUAAUUACAUCCUCCUAUUCUCCUGUGCUGACAACUAAAGCUGUGAAAGACGAGACCGAGGAACGAAUACUGAGGGAAGCUCAUGUGAGGGAUGCGGUUGCAGUCAUCCAGUUGCUGAUGUGGCUGGAAAAGGUCGUCCCAGAAGGGAACGUGACGGAGCUGAGAGCUGCAGAAUAUGUAAAUCACUGUCGCAGCAAACAGAAGGACAACAGAGGCCCGAGCUUUGAGACGAUCUCUGCAAGCGGCCCAAACGCUGCUCUUGCCCACUACAGUCCGUCAGAAGAAACCAGCAGAAGGCUGACGGUUGAUGAGAUGUUCUUGGUUGACUCCGGCGGUCAGUAUCUAGACGGGACCACUGACAUCACCCGCACGGUUCACUGGGGGACGCCCACAGAUAUGCAGAAGGAGGCGUUCACUCGAGUUCUCAUGGGAAACAUUGAAAUAUCUCAAACUGUUUUUCCAUCAGGGACAAGCGGGGUGCGCAUAGAGAUGCUGGGCCGCCGGGCUCUGUGGGAGGUGGGCCUGAACUACGGCCACGGCACCGGUCACGGAGUGGGGAACUACUUUGGAGUUCAUGAGUGGCCGGUUGGAUUUCAGAGCAACAACAUUCCCUUUAAAGCUGGCAUGUUCACAUCUAUCGAACCUGGAUAUUACAAAGAGAAUGACUUUGGCAUUCGGAUUGAAGACAUCGCUGUGACCGUUCCGGUUCCUACGAAGUUUGGCCAUAACUUCCUGACAUUUGACACUGUCUCUCUGGUGCCAUAUGACAGAAAACUCAUCGACACUUCGCUCCUCAGUGCAAAGCAGCUGCUGUGGCUGAAUAAUUACUAUGAGAUGAUUCGUCUGCUGGUGGGCUCUGAGCUGGACGAGCAGGGGCUGCAGGAGGAGAAGGACUGGAUGCUGAGCACCCAGCCUUUCACCGAGGCUGGAUCCUCCGCCUCCAUCUGUUCCUCCUCCCUGACUCUCAUCGCUCUGGUUUUUGCUCUGCACAACAUCAUCUGAGCGUCUCCUCCCGCCGCACUCCUCAGCAGACUUGCACUCAAAAGUUACCCCUAUGCAGUCUCUACCGAGCAGCUACACCAGGUUGACAGAUGCACAAAAAAUUAUAAUUUUUUAAUUUAAAAUUGUAAGAUAUAUUUAAUAAUUUAAAAUACGUGAGCAAAUAUAGGAUUUUUUGUGUGUGUUUUUUAAUACUUAAAUGAUAUUUUGUGAUUUUCUUUUUUGAUGUUAUAGUUUGAGGUUUUGAACUGGGCAUUUGUAUGACCAACUAAUAUCAUGUAUAUUGUAAUAAAGUGUCACACUUUGAAACAA
Messenger RNA from Poeciliopsis prolifica (blackstripe livebearer), 2390 nucleotides. Its product is annotated as xaa-Pro aminopeptidase 2-like. Gene Ontology annotation, molecular function: metalloaminopeptidase activity. Lineage: Eukaryota; Metazoa; Chordata; Actinopteri; Cyprinodontiformes; Poeciliidae. The record is from RefSeq and is a predicted model, not a curated record.